Aspergillus alliaceus is the source of this 1440-nucleotide messenger RNA. RefSeq names its product fungal specific transcription factor domain-containing protein. The transcript is spliced from 2 exons. Gene Ontology annotation, molecular function: zinc ion binding; DNA binding. The coding region runs from base 1 to 1440 and encodes 479 amino acids. The record is from RefSeq and is a predicted model, not a curated record. Gene Ontology annotation, biological process: DNA-templated transcription. Lineage: Eukaryota; Fungi; Ascomycota; Eurotiomycetes; Eurotiales; Aspergillaceae.
AUGCCUCAGGAGAGGCAUGAGUCUCUCCUCGCAAGUGGAGCACUAGCACUGCCGAGCAAUCCACUCCAAAAUGUGCUGCUACAAGCGUUCAUUGAAUAUGUUUUCCCGUGCACACCGGUCGUUGACUGGCAGUUGAUGCUCGACACCGUGGCCGAUCAACAAGGUGGAAAUGGUCAGAUCAGCUUGCUUCUUUAUCAUGCAGUCAUGGCCUCUGCGAUUCAAUAUGUUGCGCUCGACCAUCUUCUACGAGCUGGCUACCAAACCCGGCAAGAGGCAUAUGUGGCUAUGUCGCGCAAUGCAAAACUUGUUUACGAGUCAGGGUAUGAGACUGACAACUUCGUUAUCCUCCAGUCCCUUCUCAUGAUGAAUCACAGCUCGGAAGCUCCCGGCGGGGGACAGGAAUGGUAUCGGAUAGACAAAGCCAUUUCCAUAGCCCAAUCACUCCACUUAUUGCAAGACCAGCCAGACCAGGCUUAUAGCCCUGACCGCCUGAAACUUCGCAGAAGAAUAGCCUGGGCAUGCUACGUGCUGGACCAUUUAUCUUCAUUCCAGUCACGGUGCAUGCCUUUAUUACGGAAAGAGAACUUUGAUAUUCCGGAGCUGAUAAAAAAGGACUUCGAUCUGCAACGUGCCUCCUCGGUCGGGCGCCAGCUUGUCCCUGACUGCUCUUUUGCGUGCGAUGUGGAAAUCCAACGAAAUACCGCCAUCAUUUACAUUUCUAUUUGUCAGCUUUGUGAGGGUAUCGGCCAUGUAUUGGCUAUUCAGGGAAAGAGAAAUCCACGCCUCAAGACGGAGACAGCAAUGGCGGAUAUAGAAACCAAGAGCCGUCCAGAAUAUCUCAGGAGAAUCUGCGCAGCCGAGGACAUCCUGACCCUCUGGAAGAACACUCUACCUCCGGAAUGUCGAUUCCGUCGGGGUAUCCGUCAAGAUGUGAGUGACAGUAAUGCCCAGAUUGCUGUUCAAAGGUGUCAUUUGCAUAUGCUCUAUUACAGCAUCCUUGCGGUGCUACACCAAGCUCACCUGUGUUCCUCUUCGGAAUAUGAUACCAAGUAUGCAGCUAGCCAGAUCACACAGUUAGCAUCAGAACUACACGGUCUGGGCUUGGAAUGCUAUCUGCCUGCCACGGGGAUAACGUGUAUACUGAUUGCCAUGAUCGUCCACAUCUCGAGUACGAAAAGGGCUGCGGGGCUGGAGCGGCACCAAGCAAUGAAGGACUUUCAGUCAUGCCAGAAAGUGAUGAUGGGCCUCCAAGAGGUACAUCCAGGGGUGGCUCUUGUCAAUAUGUCAACGUUGCAUGUACUGAACCGAUUCACGUUUGAUGGCGUUUUAACUCCUCCUGCAGAAGGAUCUGAAACGUACACACCUCACCAUUCAGAUGGCUGUCUUGAUCCGAUGGGUGGGAUACUCAUUCCACAAACUGAUGAAUACCAAGUAACCUGA